This is a messenger RNA of Spodoptera frugiperda (fall armyworm), 1077 nucleotides long. RefSeq names its product tetraspanin-7. Gene Ontology annotation, cellular component: membrane. Lineage: Eukaryota; Metazoa; Arthropoda; Insecta; Lepidoptera; Noctuidae. The transcript has 5 exons. The record is from RefSeq and is a predicted model, not a curated record. Bases 118 to 831 code for a protein of 237 amino acids.
GUAAAGCCCUCGGCCCCUGUGACAUUCAGUGCUCUCCAAGACGCCUAGCACAAACAUAUGGAUAAACAAACAGUAACGCAACACUGAAUUAAAUGCUCAAAUAUAUUUAAAUAUAAAAUGGGCAACCAAUUCAAAAACGUGGCGGUGAUAGCCUGUUUAAAAACGUUUCUUUUUGUUUUCAACAUAGUAUUUUGGUUCACAGGCCUGCUACUGUUGCUGGUGGGACUAUGGGCUGAGUUUGACCUUCACAAGUACAUGGAGCUAUCUCCUGAGUUCUCAGGGACCGCUCCUCACGUACUAAUUGGUAUCGCUUGCCUCAUCGUCCUUGUCAGCUCGAUAGCCUUCUCCUGCAUCAUCAAGGGCCAGCCUGUGCUGCUAUACAUAUACGGUGGAUUCUUGGCUUGUAUCUUCAUGAUGGACGCGGGAGUAGGGGCGGCAGCAGCAUGUUACCGCGACACCUUCGCCAAAAGUCUCCGUGAUGGUCUCACCCAGACUAUCACCAAUAACUAUCCCCACAAAGCCAACUUUGAUUUCGCACAAAAAAAUUUGCGCUGCUGUGGCGUAUCUAACUACACUGACUGGAUAAGGCUGUCACCGCAGAAGGUGAUCCCUAUCUCGUGCUGCCUCGACCCGGACGACUGCAUCACGGCUAAUUACAGCGACGUCUUCCAACAAGGUUGUUAUGCGGUGAUCUCGGAGUACUUGGAAAACAACAUCGACCUAGUGGUGGGUGUCGCCAUCGGCACCGCCCUGCUGCCGCUCAUCGGAACGUUCCUCUCUUGUUUCCUCGCCAGUUACAUCAAGAAGUCCAAAUACGACGUGGUCAACUAACUCCUACGAUUAUAAUGCGACUCUCAAUUUUCUAAUCUCCUCUCGACUGAAGCUAUCCAUGUUGGACAAAUUUGCAUUUUUAUUCAUAUUUAAUAUUCCUUAUAUUAUUAUACUUAAAUUAAAAUAUUUAUUAGAAUUAUUUAUGUUUACAAAUUUGAAUAUUAUUAUAUUUAAAAUCGAUGUAUUCUUUACAAAUAUUAUUAGCAUCGUCAAUUUUUAAAUGUUAUUAAACUUGAAGCAAAGCGA